Zea mays is the source of this 784-nucleotide messenger RNA. Its product is annotated as calmodulin. NCBI's taxonomy places the organism in Eukaryota, Viridiplantae, Streptophyta, Magnoliopsida, Poales, Poaceae. The record is from RefSeq and is marked validated. The transcript has a single exon. Gene Ontology annotation, molecular function: calcium ion binding. The coding region runs from base 169 to 687 and encodes 172 amino acids. Gene Ontology annotation, cellular component: myosin II complex.
CUGUCUCCAGCCAAAGCCAAACCAACCAAAAGCCCUCGCGACGCGUCUUCCCGGUAGAUCCACCCCCUCCGUAAAUAACCCGGUCGCCGUCUCCACCUCAUCAUCCCUGCAGUUGUGGAUCAGUUCGUCCUCCGUCUCUCUCCACAAGUCUCCUCUAGGCGCCAAGCAAUGACAAGGUCAGCACCGCCGGCCUCUCCUCCGGCGCCGAAGCCCGUGCUGCGCGGGAGCCAGCUGGAGCAGCUCCGCGAGAUCUUCCGGCGCUUCGACAUGGACGGCGACGGCAGCCUGACGCAGCUGGAGCUGGGGGCGCUGCUGCGGUCGCUGGGCCUGCGCCCCACGGGGGAGGAGGCCCGCGCGCUGCUGGCGGCCAUGGACUCCAACGGCAACGGCGCGGUGGAGUUCGGCGAGCUGGCGGCCGCCAUCGCGCCGCUGCUCACCACGCAGACGCACCUCGUCGACCAGGCCCAGCUCCUGGAGGUGUUCCGCGCCUUCGACCGCGACGGCAACGGCUACAUCUCCGCCGCCGAGCUGGCGCGCUCCAUGGCGCGCAUCGGCCAGCCGCUCACCUUCGAGGAGCUCACGCGCAUGAUGCGCGACGCCGACGCCGACGGUGACGGCGUCAUCAGCUUCAACGAGUUCGCCGCCGUCAUGGCCAAGUCCGCGCUCGACUUCCUCGGCGUCGCCUGAUGCCCUCUGAUGGACCGAUCGAUCGAUCGGUCUCGCUCACCGCCCGCCGCCGUAACCCCGUGGCCCUGUCCCUCGCCCGCCGUUGAUUACCUGUUCU